AUGACGAACUCUCAAGCAUUUGAGAAGAAGAUGCGAGAUCUACUUGAUGAGAUCCAAACGGCUUAUGACAUGGGAUACAUAGAACUCCAAACUACCAUCAAGGAUCUACAAAAAAAUAACCUUGUUAAGUUGCAAGUACUCUCAAAUAUGGUGGUUGAGUCAAUAAAGCUAAUGAAUGAUCCUAAGGAAAUUCACAAAGAAAUCCUACAAAUUUCCAAAGACAUUCUCGAGCAUCUCAUAAAUCCUUUCAUCUUGACUAAACACGAUGUAAAUAUGAAGACUCAAAUUAGCUUUGCAAGAGUGUUUGAACUCCUAAAGGAGUUAAAAAAAUAG
Lactuca saligna is the source of this 333-nucleotide messenger RNA. NCBI's taxonomy places the organism in Eukaryota, Viridiplantae, Streptophyta, Magnoliopsida, Asterales, Asteraceae. The record is from the annotation of a GenBank genome assembly.